UUUGUCUGUAAUUGCCCUCCCCAAAUUUGAUAUUUGUGUUUAUUCGCCACAUCCACAGGUGGACCAUCCUGUAAGGAUUGCUGCCAUGGUCCUGAAGGUCUUCUUCCCUACGUGUUGCUCCUCAGCGGAAAGUGGCAUUUUGAUUGGCCGCUGGAUCUCGGAGCAGAGCUCUGCUGUUGUCCUCGCCGUGGUGCAUUUCCCCUUCAUUCCUGUGCAGGUGAAGCAGUAUCUCAGCCACGUCCAGCAGGUGACCAAGAUCAAAGUUUCCGUGCUUGGCUCGUGGAGCAACAGCAAACGGGAGAAGGAGGAGAGUCUGAGUAAGUUCUUGGAAGACCUUGGGACAAUAUUUGCCCACGAGCCGUGGAUUCAGAUAAGCAAGGAGGGAGACAGCAAAUUUUGGAGUUGUUCUACCCUUCAGAAAGAAUCUAACAGCUCUAAGGAAGAAGAAAUCAUCUUAGUGUAUUAUGACCAGCGCAAAGUCAUGCUUUCCCAGUUACAUCCCCCGGCGAACACAAGUACUGACCCUAAGGCAGAUGAUGCUUCAAAGCUCACUGCCGUGUUUGACACAGUUGCCAACAGCAAGAUACUGUUCAUGACAGACAAAUACGAUGAUGGGCCCGUCAAACUGACCCACUGGCAGUCAGAUGGGGUUGAAGCUAGCAUCAUCGUGGAGCUGCUCAAGCAGGCCUCGGUGCCUGUGUGCCUGCUGUUGACGUUCCUGCUGUCCCUUACCUCUGUGGUGUGUAAAAGCAGAAUGCUGAAGUUUUGGCCUUUGUCUUUCUUAUGGAGUAAACUCUCAACUUGUGAGCAGUUGGGCCAUCGGCUGCAGCACCUCCAGAUCAUCAGCAGCAGUAAGAAGGCUCAAAACCAGACCCAACUGAUGAGGAAAGCCAACAUCUUUGUGUCGCUGCUGAUUGAUGUGGCUCUGGGGAUCCUGCUGAUGUCCUGGCUGUACAGAAAGAGCCGGAUUGGUCACCUUGCUGAUACUCUUAUCCCCGUGGCUGAUCAUAUAGCUAAAGAGCUCCAAGACCUACUGCAGUGGCUAAUGGGAGCACCAGCUGGCCUGAAAAUGAACCGAGCUUUGGAUCAGGUUUUGGGUCGUUUCUUCCUGUACCACAUCCAUCUUUGGAUUAGCUACAUUCACCUGAUGUCUCCAUUCAUUGAGAUGAUCCUCUGGUACGUUGGUCUGUCGGCUUGUCUGGGCCUUACUGUGGCUCUUUGCAUCCUCUCCGACAUCAUUGCUCUUCUGACCUUCCACAUCUACUGCUUCUACGUCUAUGGAGCCAGGCUCUACUGCCUGAAAGUUUAUGGGCUCUCGUCUCUUUGGCGCUUGUUCCGUGGGAAGAAGUGGAACGUCCUCAGGCAGCGGGUGGAUUCCUGCUCCUAUGACUUGGACCAGUUAUUUAUCGGCACCCUGCUGUUCACAAUCCUGCUGUUCCUUUUGCCUACAACUGCCCUGUAUUAUUUGGUGUUUACCCUGCUCCGUUUGCUGGUGGUGGUUGUGCAAGGCUUGAUACACUUGCUAGUUGACCUGAUCGACUCYCUGCCUCUCUAUUCAAUCAUCCUUCGGUUCUGCAGAUCCUACAGACUUGCAGCUGGUGUGAAGUUCAGAGUUCUUGAACAGAAGCAGGGAAAACCUCUUCGGCUCCUUAUGCAGAUCAACCCGCUCUCCUACGGCAGCCUGGUGCAGAGGUACCGGCUGCCAACCUGCAGCUGCUACCCCAAGGAUUCCUGGACGUCCCUCUGCAGGAAGCUGUUCUUUGGAGAGUUGAUCUACCCCUGGAAGCACAAAGGAGAGAAGCAAGAUUAAAGRAAGCCAAGGGACCCAGCAGGAAAAACUUGGAUAUUGAAUCCUAAUGCUUGGAGCCAGCAGCUGCUGGAUCCCCUUCGUGGGAUUUURGUAAUGUGGGAGGGUCUGAGUUUUUAAAGGCAGGUGUUUUUUAACAGUCGUCAACUUGCUCCUUCCCCUACAGUGUGUUUGAAAUGACUGGAUUUCCAGGCUGYUUCUUGUUCAUUCCGUGAUGGUCAACCCUAGAUUACAAACUGCUGUUCCCAAACAAUGUUGCCUGCUGGCAGCAUCGGCUAAUGAUAAUUGUUAAAGCAAAAGACUUGGCCCRUCAGUGCCUCUUGGAACCAGCAUUUAAUGUAAGCAAGGAAGUAGCCUCUACAUGCCUUGGUAAUUUAUAUCUUCCCAUUUAAAUUCAUAGGAGCACAUUAAAAUAGCCCUACGGGCUGUUCAGAACCACAGUGUUGAGGUGCAUUCUGCCUCUGGAUAUUUUGGAUCUUUUUUGCUUCGGUAUUCAAGCCRGCUGAUGAAAACCAUGAGGAGAAUUGCCUCUUAGCA
Nothoprocta perdicaria is the source of this 2344-nucleotide messenger RNA. RefSeq names its product phosphatidylinositol glycan anchor biosynthesis class Q (gene PIGQ). Gene Ontology annotation, biological process: GPI anchor biosynthetic process. Bases 86 to 1810 code for a protein of 574 amino acids. Lineage: Eukaryota; Metazoa; Chordata; Aves; Tinamiformes; Tinamidae. The record is from RefSeq and is a predicted model, not a curated record. Gene Ontology annotation, cellular component: endoplasmic reticulum; membrane. The transcript has 10 exons.